Strigops habroptila (Kakapo) is the source of this 2099-nucleotide messenger RNA. RefSeq names its product translation initiation factor IF-2-like. The transcript is spliced from 4 exons. The record is from RefSeq and is a predicted model, not a curated record. Lineage: Eukaryota; Metazoa; Chordata; Aves; Psittaciformes; Psittacidae. Bases 1 to 1386 code for a protein of 461 amino acids.
AUGACCCUCCAGCUCCUCUCCCAGCAGUUCCCGAGCGCCAGCGUCCGCAGCAUGCAGCAUCCCCUGUUAUCUUCUCCCUCCCAGAGGGUGUUUGUGGAGGCAGAUAAGAACCAAGCACUCGCUAUCACACUGGGAAGCCCCACUUGCCCUCAUCAGCCUGGGGUGAAGGGGAACCACAGCACUGCCAUGGGCAAAGCUGGCUCAGCCACACCAUGGAUCCGGUCAGGGAAAGAGGUGCACGUCUCCCGUGUGGUCUCGCUGCCGUGCUUCCACACUUCCCACAUGAAGGAAAACCCUCAUGAAAUCGCAGCGGAGCAGAUGCUGCUUCAGCCCGUGUUGUUAGAGAUGAACGAGGAGGAGGAGGAGGCGCAGAGAGCCACAGCUUCCACCAGCAAAGCCCCCGCCGCAAACCUCGGAGGUCAUCCCGGGAUGGCGGCUUUCCCGCACGGAUAUCCGUCCCCCACGUUUGCUGUCAGAGGCAGCAGCAGGAGGAGGUGUGAGGAGGAGCACAUCGCGAAGCACCACCACGGACCAGGCGCAGAGGAAGGGGAUGACAUCCUGCAGCAGGAAACCCCCAAACCCAAGCCCUGCCCGCACACCCCGCGCUCCGGAGGGGUCCCACCGGUGCUCCGGGGACAGCCCGGUGCUGCCCCACGGCUGGUGUCCACAUCCCGCUCCCGGCCCCAUGCAGGGACAGGGACCCCGCACCCUGCGCCGGGCUCCCGCCGCACCCGCACCCCGCUACGGGCUCCCACCCUGCCGGUGCCCGCCGGCAGCGGGGCCUCACGCCGGGCCGAGGGGCUGCUCCGGGAGCCGGGAACAGCGGCGGGGCCAGGCCGCGGGGCUGCAGCCGCAACAGGCGCCGCGCCGGGCCGCGGGCCCCAGCCGAGGCCGGUCCGGCCGCAACCCCGCUCUCCGCGCCGGGACUCGCAGCUCCGGGCUCGGCCGCGCUCAGCCCCGGGGCCCGGGCGCAGCCCCGCGAGGCUCCGGGCCGCGGCCCGCACAGGCCGCCCGCCCCAGCCCGGCCCAGCCCAGCCCGGCCCGGCCCGGCUCAGCCCGGCGCACAAAGAGCCCCGUCCCGCCCCCCCCUUACCGGCGGUCGGCGCCGCGCUGCGGCGGUGUCGGCGGCGGGAGGCACCGGUCACGCCGGGAACCAUGGAAAGGAGCCGGGACCAGACGCUCCCGGAUCUUGGAUCCCCAUCCCCGGCGCACGCAUGGGGUGAGGAAGAGGAUGCACCACUCCUGCCCCAAGGGCUGAACAUGAGAGGCGGAUUCCAACAGAGCAUCACUUCGACCACAGAUAGAAAGCAGCCGUCUCCGGUAUCCAGCGCUACAGCGCCUGACAGCUUGCAGCCAUCCCACAGAACAGCCCAGGACGGGAAGUGAUCUCCUCUUACAAAUUACAGGAGCCAAUUUACACAGGGCAAACACUUCCCGUUCUGCGGAGACCAGAGCGAGACCGCACACGGCAGCGGGUCAGGGCCUCCGCUUCCCUCACCGCUUCCAGACCCUCUGGGACAUGCUGCAGGAGGAACGCCGCAGCUCCGGGUACCCGCAGCCGGCCUCACACAGCACCCAGCAAGACCAGCUCGGAAGCACGACCCCGAGCACACGUUUGGGAUGGUCCAAAGCUCUCGCAGGAUGGGCUCCAUGCAGAGGUUUUUCCUCACUUCAUCCAUGUCUGGCAGCUAAGCGAUCCUGAGCCUGGGUAACAAUCUGUAAGGCUUUGACAAGGAACACACACAUCAGUAAGAGCGAAAACAUUAGAGGCAAACCUUCAGCUUUCAGCGCAUUCGUGUGCCACAGCAUUUGCUUUCCCAAAGUUAACGCAGAUCAGCAUCUCUUCCGUGUCACAGUGCCUUGCAGAGAGCUCUGUUGACUGCAACAAUCUCUUUUCCUAAUCCAGGCUUGAUUCGGGGGGAAACAGGUGAUUUGAUCAAGUUUCUUUACUGUCCUUUGAUAUGGGUCUUAGCUGCUAAUGGUGCUAGGAAGUGAAAAAGAAAUGGGAAUAGAAAUACACAACUAUGAAGAAUUAAAAUAGUGACUUUAAUUCAACCAGUUCCAACUGAAUCAGUAAUUCCCUGAAAAACAAACCUUGC